AUGUCACGACCGGAAGAUGUCCUGCCCCCGGACCUUUUCUACGGCGAUAAUGAAUCUCGAAAAUAUACCACCUCGUCACGCAUUCGCAACAUUCAAGCCGACAUGACACACAGGGCCCUUGAGCUUCUUGACCUUAACACACCGUCUCUAAUUCUGGAUAUUGGCUGCGGGUCAGGUCUGUCUGGGGAAAUACUUUCUCAAGAACCCCGCGAGCAAGGUGGACCGCACACCUGGAUCGGAAUGGAUAUUUCACCUAGCAUGCUUGAUAUUGCGCUACAACGAGGCGUAGAGGGUGAUCUGUUUCUCGCGGAUAUCGGACAAGGUGUACCUUUCCGGCCUGGAACAUUCGAUGCAGCGAUCAGCAUAAGCGCAAUCCAGUGGCUAUGUAACGCGGAGACAAGCGACGUCAGCCCCGAGGGCCGUCUUCGGAGAUUCUUCGAGGGCCUCUUCGCCAGUCUCAGACGGGGUGGACGCGCUGUAUGCCAGUUUUACCCCAAAAAUGAUUCCCAGCGCGCGAUGAUCAGCGGUGCCGCUAUCAAGGCCGGGUUCGGAGCAGGUAUUUUGGAAGAUGACCCCGGCACGAAAAAUAGCAAGCUCUACCUUGUUUUGACUGUCGGUGGCGGAGGGCUGCAGGGUGAUAUUACUGGUGUUGUAGAUGGGAUGAAUGAUGUCGACGUGAUGGACGCGAGGAGAAAGGCUAUGGAACAUAGUACGGCACCGGUUUCUAGAAAAGGCGACAAGGUUUGGAUCAUGCGGAAGAAGGACCAGAUGGCCAAGAAAGGCAAGGUUGUCAAGGCGAAUUCAAGGUAUACUGGCCGCAAGAGGCGCCCGGCUUUCUAG
Aspergillus puulaauensis is the source of this 840-nucleotide messenger RNA. Its product is annotated as 18S rRNA methyltransferase BUD23. The transcript has 2 exons. The coding region runs from base 1 to 840 and encodes 279 amino acids. Gene Ontology annotation, biological process: rRNA (guanine-N7)-methylation. Gene Ontology annotation, cellular component: nucleolus. The record is from RefSeq and is a predicted model, not a curated record. Gene Ontology annotation, molecular function: rRNA (guanine) methyltransferase activity. Lineage: Eukaryota; Fungi; Ascomycota; Eurotiomycetes; Eurotiales; Aspergillaceae.